Molecule: messenger RNA, 4967 nt
Organism: Carcharodon carcharias (great white shark)
Lineage: Eukaryota; Metazoa; Chordata; Chondrichthyes; Lamniformes; Lamnidae
Product: nucleobindin-2-like
Exons: 13
Coding region: 275-1645 (456 amino acids)
Cellular component (GO): endoplasmic reticulum-Golgi intermediate compartment; extracellular exosome
Molecular function (GO): calcium ion binding
Source: RefSeq, a predicted model, not a curated record
AAGGCGCGGUCUACAGGCACUAGUGGUUGGGUAGGUUGCAACGUUUGUCAAACGGAGUUGAGCUGUGGUGUACCGUAUCGACUAAGUAGGUGCUUGUUUUUGUGAAGGGUGGUGGAGGAGGAUCGUGGCUGUGCAUCUUUCUGCAGGUCAAAGGUACCAAAUAUUAAGCCAGGACCACUCCAGCCUUAGCUCACACAUCCAACUUAACCAUUGAAAAAUAAGGACUUCAUUACCCAAAGUCCUGUCUGAAAGUAGGAGGUACCCAGAUAUCAGGAUGCAUUGGAAGAUUGUGUCAGUGUCUCACUGUUGGUUGCUGCUCUGUCUCCUUGGUGCUGCUGAAACUGUACCAAUUGAUAAAAUAAAGGUGAACAAAAUAGAAGAACCAGUGGAGCAUGCUACAGUUGAAACUCCAGACACUGGGCUGUAUUAUGAUCGCUACCUCCGUGAAGUAAUUGAUGUGUUGGAAACAGACAGGCAUUUCCGUGACAAACUUCAGACAGCAAAUAUAGAAGAAAUAAAGAGUGGAAAACUGGCUAAAGAGCUGAACUUAGUGAGUCAUCUUGUAAGAACCAAAUUGGAUGAAUUGAAAAGACAGGAGGUGUCCAGGCUACGAAUGCUUAUUAAAGCCAAAAUAGAUGCACAACAAGGUAAAGAUGCAGGAAUAGACCAUCACGCUUUGUUGAAACAGUUCGAGCACCUCAAUCACCAAAACCCCCAUAGCUUUGAGCCCGAAGAUUUGGAAUUAUUGAUUAAAACUGCCACCAGUGAUCUGGAAAACUAUGACCAAGAACGGCAUGAAGAAUUUAAACAAUAUGAGAUGCUGAAGGAACAUGAGAGAAGGGAGUAUUUGAAAACAUUAGAUGAAGAAAAGAAGAAACAGGAGGAGGCUCGAUUUGAGGAGAUGAGAAAGAAACACAAGGAUCACCCAAAAGUUAAUCAUCCAGGAAGCAAAGAUCAGUUGAAAGAAGUCUGGGAGGAAACUGAUGGUCUUGAUCCUGAAGAUUUUGAUACCAAGACCUUCUUCAAGCUGCAUGAUACGAAUGGUGAUGGAUUUUUGGAUGAGCAGGAGAUGGAAGCAUUAUUUACCAAAGAGCUAGAGAAGAUUUAUGACCCUAAUAAUGAAGAAGAUGAUAUGGUAGAGAUGGAGGAAGAGCGAUUGAGGAUGAGGGAACAUGUUAUGAAAGAGAUUGAUACUAACAAGGAUCGAUUGAUAUCCAUGGAUGAAUUUCUAAAUGCUUCAGAAAAGAAAGAGUUUGUGGAUGCAGAAAAUUGGGAGACUCUAGAUGAGCAGGAGCUUUAUUCAGAAGAUGAGCUGCAGGAAUUUGAGAAACGGCUGUCUCGGCAGGAGCAUGAGCUGAGGAUGAAAUCGGAUGACCUGUUGAAACAACGUGAAGAGCUGCAGCUGCAACAAGACCAAUUUCAGGCCCAGAAAUUUGAGUUCCAACAGGCCGUACAGCAGCUGGAACAGCAGAAGCAAGCACAGCAGGCUCAUCCUCCAACAGGACCUAAUGGAGAACUCCAGUUCCACCAAGAAACAAACCAAGCAGUUCCUCCAGGAAAUGCCCAAGCUCUGCCUCCAGGCCAUGACCAGCUACAGGAUUUAAAUCAACCAGCUGCACCUGGACAGGAUCAAACUCAUCAAUAAUCAUCAGUGCCUCCAGGAUUUGGGCUAACAGAUGAGUUUCUGAUUGGCUUUUUGGGUCCAAACAAUCAUUGCUCCAAUCCUAUAAUUUUUGUCGCUGUUUAAUCCUGUUAACGUCGCACAAUACGUGGAGACCACUGUGUUUGCAAGCAUUUUCUUCAACGAGGCUACUGAAACUCUCAUGUGCAGAUAUUUAGUUAUCCAGCAAAGGUGAUUUACUUAAGAUAGUGAGCAGAGCCUUGAGCAGAAUUUCACUUAAAACCCCUGAACUGAGAUCUGAGAUUUACUUGCAAAUUGUAAUAGUACCUGGCUCCAAAUGGAUUGUGAGCCCUUGGAAAUACAUUUUCACUCUGUUGUAGGUGUAGUUCCUUUUUGGGAUAUGGGAGAGAGUGUUUAUUGUGUGGGGAAUUAAAGUUAAGAUUGUUCAAAAGAUUUAGUUAAUGAGUACAGAUGAGAAAUUUAGGUUAGCAUUUCGGGGUUGUAAGUAGAAGGGCUACUCAUCUUGUGUGUGAGGCAUUUUGUUAGAGAUUCCACGAUCACCUUGCUAGUCCAGUCUCACUUUCUUGGCUAUUCAGUGCCAGUUUAGCUAUCUCCAACUACAAUUAUUCUCUCUCAUUCUUGGCCUCCUAUGCCAUAUCUGUGCAGGGCAAAACUGAUGCAUGGAACUAAUUGGGUGCAUUAAUAUCAAUUUUACUGCAUUUUAGGAUCUGCAUUGGAUGUUAUGGGUCAGCGAUGUUUUAGGGUGAUUAUUUCAGCUGGCAAAUAACGAAGGGGCUGGCUUGUAUGGAAGUACAUAUACUUGCAACAUUUUUUUAAAGUUAUUUUUUUAGAUAUUGAUUCAUCAUUGUUGAUGGGUUCGGGGAAAUCUUUGGGAGUGCUGCUUGAAAUUGUGUCCAGUUAUCUCAAUAUUUUGGCAUUUCCUUUUUCCUUCUGAUUUGUAACUAAGAACUGUCAAUACCACAGGUACCCUGCCAGCCUGAGUGCUGGAGACAACCCUCUUAAUGAAAAUAUUCUGAGAUUUUCCCAUAGGCUUUCCCAGGUGGGGCUUAAAUUCAGACUAUCACCUUGGGUGAUGUCCAAAGCAGUUGAUAAUCCAUGAACAACACAAAAAUGUUAAAAGCCUGUUAUGAAUUGCCAAAUCACAGUUACUGAUUCAGCAACUGCCAGCACAUUCUUUUGCUCCAUAAAAAAAUACAAACAUUUCAAAAUAUGUUAAUUUAAACUUUAGGCUAAAUAUAAAUAGAAUAAAUGCUCAAUAUUGAAUAUGGGUGUUUUGUUUUGAUGUUGGACUGCCUUUUCUCAAAACCUUGAACAAGUUGUAAGUUCUGGGCAUUUUAGAUUUGUUAAAGAACACCAACAUUGGCCAGUAGUAAAUUAUCAAAGUACAUGACAGAACCACCUAUGUACAAGUGUUAUCAAAAGUUAAAUGUACGAUCCUUUUUUUGAAAAAAAGUUUGCAUGUGCAACAUGCAGAAGUAAUCUUUUCUUAACUGUGUUCAGAGAAUACUGCAAAAUAAUAUCACCCAAUCAUUCUCUGAUUCUAUUUUAUAAUGUGCAGUAUUAGAGUGAUUCAGAAAAUAAGCUUUAGUUGAUUUUUGGAACGAAAACUCAAGCAGUGCACACCCUGUAUAUAAUAAUACUGGUACACCUGUAUUCAGCCAAGACAUAUGCUAUUUGUGUGGGAGUCAAUGCCAGUUUGCCUUCACCAGCACAGCUUGGUUUCCUAAACACUUUUCUGCCAUCAUGGGAAUGUAGAUUGCUCUACUUAAAGUGUGCAGAUAUUAAGUAUGCAAUAAUAGAUAGUUGAAUGUUGUAUUUUACCAUGUGUAAACUAUUGAUUGGAUAACGCUAAAAACUUGAAGGAUUAUGGAUUGAUUUCAUUUUAACACUUUCAGAUUUAUUUAAAUUGAAAAGCUACUUCUCACAGCACUUGUAUUCUGACAUACUAGUUGUCUUAAUGAACCUCAUGGUUUGGUUUCAGGUAGUGAAUCACUAAUGCACUGUAAUGAUACAGUCUUGUGCGUGAGGAUUUGCACUUAUGAUCCCUUCCUCAACAUGCUGGAUUUAGCUGUGCCAUUUUGAGGAGGUGUCAAAUGGAGUCCAGAUACUCUGCUACAGUACGAAACUAGAAUGAAGCUUACAUCCACAUACAGGCAGAUACAGAAUGGCACUGGCAGAAGCCUGGAAGCUCAUCUUCCCUCUCAACAGAAAAUGCUGCAUGGUAGCCCAGAAAGCAGUUUUUAAAAACAUAUUUCAAAGUUAUGAAUUCUUACAAUUUUUUGCCAGAUCGAUACUGCUGUCAUUAGUGGCCGAACUGUUGACAUGCAACAUUUAAAGGCUAGGAGCAUCUUGAGUGAGAUUCAGCCAUCCGUGAGAGAGCCCCUUUGAGAGCAGAGGAAACCAUAAAAGUAACACAAGGGAAGGUUGAAUUCACAUUUCAGAAUAAUAGACUUCUAUUAAGUGUAUCUAGGAAUUGAAGUUUUCUAUUAAUUGGGGAGAUUGAGUGAUGCACUGGGUUGCAUUGUAGCUUCUAACAUUGAAGCCUGGACUUCAGUCCACCCAAACUGAAGAUCUGCUAGUCAGUGAGAAUCCUGUGUGAAGUAAGUUUGGCAGUUUGACUGAGUUUCUAGCAGGUAUGGAUUCAUAGGGCAAAGCUAUCCCUACUGUGACACUAAUUGUCACUCUUACUGGAUGGUGUGAGAAAUACAAAAUGUUGUACGGACAAAGCCAGUGCUUUUGGGUGUCUUUGGGCGAAGAUAUUAUUGGUGGCACCAUAAGGGUCUCUAAGAUCUCUAUUCUGCAUCAAACUAUAUUGCACCUAACCUGGGAAUGCUUAAUGUUGGCACCGAGUAUCUAAAAUUGUAAAGUACUAAGUACCUUAGCACCACAUCCCUCAGCUUGAUGAGCAUAAAAUUCACCAUACAUUAGGAAAAUGCUGUUUGAGUAGAAAUGUCCUUCAGUUUAAUUGUGUGGUAUGUUCAAUUUUUAUUGAUUUAAUAAGUGCAAUGUUUCAUUGUCUGCUCACUCACCAACUACGGCCUGUCCAAAGAAAUCUCUGCCACCGCUAUGUGUAAAAAUAUUCCACUGUAAUUUGAAAUCUGUUAAGCAUUAAAAUUCAAUAUUGUCUUAGCCCUGAAUAAUCCGUUCUGAGAACAUAUUUUAAAAUGCAUUGCAGUUGUAUUUUUAUUUGAAUAUUGUACUUUUUUUUGUUUUGUCUUGUGGUGCAAUAUUUGUAGAUGAAAAGGUUUCAGUUCUCUGUUAAUUUCUCUUAAGAUUUGGUUUAUAAAAGAAUUGCGUUUAUGCAUAAAGCAGAAUAUUUAAAUUA